Molecule: messenger RNA, 1002 nt
Organism: Salvia splendens (bonfire salvia)
Lineage: Eukaryota; Viridiplantae; Streptophyta; Magnoliopsida; Lamiales; Lamiaceae
Exons: 4
Coding region: 1-1002 (333 amino acids)
Source: RefSeq, a predicted model, not a curated record
AUGGAUAUGCUGACUAAACAACUAUCCCAGAUGGCCACGACGUUGAAUGAAAUAUGUGGAUAUGAUGGUCGGAUCCUUGCUACUAUCAAGAUGCCGUACAUAGCUAACAUUAGCAAAAUCACUCUGAGGUCGGGUAAAGAUUAUGACGAACCCUUGGGCAGAACAGAGGAGGAAGAUGGAAAAGAGAACAGUGAGGGCACCCUCUUAAAGGAGGGAAGAGAGCCAUUUCCUCAGUUUUCCGAACCACAACCUCUUGAUCCAGAACCAGAGGGGUUGGUUGAGGAAGUUAAGAAACAUGAGAGGGAUGACCUGGAUGAAGGAACAAGCAAUGCAGUCAAGCGCCUGAAAUCUUACCCAUACAGGGGAGAGCCCAGAAGGUUUAUCAAACACUUCAUAGCUAGAAAAGCUAAAGCCGAUUGGAAGAUUGUAAUUGCAGAAAGUGUGUCUGCUAGAUUGACUGGAGUCAGCCUAGUGGAUACAAAGGUGGUUAUCCAACUCGUGGAUAGAUCAUGCACUAGUCCUGAAGGAGUACUGGAAAAUGUGAUUGUGAGGAUACAUGAUUUCCUAUACCCUACUGAUUUUCAUGUGAUCCGUAUGAAUGAGUAUGAAGCUGGUGAAUCCAGUGGAGUAUUGUUGGGGAGGCCAUUCUUGCGAACGGCUAAGACUAUAAUUGAUGUGAGUGACGUCCAAGAAUUUCUUGAGACUAGACUGUUACAGAAGCAGCUUGCAGCUGCUGAAAUGAAUGACUCAAUUGAAAAAAAGGUUUCUGGAUGGUGUGAAACGCUUUUGACACAGAACAUGACCGAUGAAGAAAUUAAUGAUGCAAUCAUGGGGUUCUGUCAAAAGCCAACUUCUGCUGGAUCAACUGGUUUUGCUCAACUGAGCAGUCUGGAAAAGGUGCCUGAUUUUGGGGAGCUAGCAGUAAAGAUUAUGGAGAAAAACCCAUUACCCCAGGAGGCGGUCGCGCCUAAGAAGGAGUUGAAGACAUUACCCCAGGGUUAA